This is a messenger RNA of Hirsutella rhossiliensis, 744 nucleotides long. RefSeq names its product ribosomal protein l19e domain-containing protein. Gene Ontology annotation, biological process: translation. The transcript is spliced from 4 exons. Gene Ontology annotation, molecular function: RNA binding; structural constituent of ribosome. NCBI's taxonomy places the organism in Eukaryota, Fungi, Ascomycota, Sordariomycetes, Hypocreales, Ophiocordycipitaceae. Gene Ontology annotation, cellular component: ribosome; cytosolic large ribosomal subunit. Bases 1 to 744 code for a protein of 247 amino acids. The record is from RefSeq and is a predicted model, not a curated record.
AUGCAAGACUUCGUAGAAGUCAAAGUCUGCGCGAAUCGCUGGACUAGUGCACGUGAACCCACAAACUCUGAGCGGGAAUGUGCGGCGCCCGAGAAAUUCUGGCCACGGAAACCCCUCCUUGACUUCAACCUCCCUACACCCAUCGAGGAUCGGCCAUCACCACCAACAAGCGUCAAGAUGGUCAACCUGCGAACUCAGAAGCGUCUUGCCGCGUCGGUCAUCGGCUGCGGCAAGCGCAAGAUCUGGCUGGAUCCCAAUGAGCAGAGCGAGAUCUCCAACGCCAACUCGCGCCAGACGGUCCGCAAGCUCGUCGCCGAUGGCCUCAUCAUCCGCAAGCCCGUCACCAUGCACUCGCGAUCCCGAGCCCGCGAGCUGAACCUCGCCCGAAGAGAAGGCCGACACCGUGGCUACGGUAAGAGAAAGGGUACCGCCGACGCCCGCAUGCCCUCCCAGGUUCUCUGGAUGCGCCGCCUGCGAGUCCUCCGCCGCCUCCUCGUCAAGUAUCGCGCCUCUGGCAAGAUCGACAAGCAUCUGUACCACGAGCUGUACCACCUGAGCAAGGGUAACACGUUCAAGCACAAGCGUGCCCUGGUUGAGCACAUCCACCGUGCCAAGGCCGAGAAGCACCGUGAGCAGAUGCUCAAGGAGGAGAUGGACGCCAAGCGCGCAAAGACCAAGGCUGCUCGCGAGCGCAAGGUGGAGAGGGCCACGGCGAAGCGGAAUGCCAUGAUGGCCGAGGAGUAG